Molecule: messenger RNA, 4320 nt
Organism: Xyrauchen texanus (razorback sucker)
Lineage: Eukaryota; Metazoa; Chordata; Actinopteri; Cypriniformes; Catostomidae
Gene: syt6a
Product: synaptotagmin VIa
Exons: 7
Coding region: 329-1582 (417 amino acids)
Biological process (GO): regulation of dopamine secretion; cellular response to calcium ion; regulation of calcium ion-dependent exocytosis
Cellular component (GO): membrane
Molecular function (GO): calcium-dependent phospholipid binding; phosphatidylserine binding; calcium ion binding
Source: RefSeq, a predicted model, not a curated record
GCCGAGUGUAAGCAUCGCAGGAACCAAGAGAGGGAGAGAGAGUGAGAGAGAGAGCAAAGAAGAGAGAGUGUGUGUGAGAGAGAAGAGAGAUAAGAAAGUGUAAGGAAAGAAAGAUAAAAUCGACAUCACUGCUGGCCUCCCUAUCGGUGUGAUAAUAGCGUGUGGAUUGGCACUGCUGUUACUUGCUGCACUGGUCUCCUGGAAGCUGUGCUGGGUUCCUUGGAGGAACAAAGCCCUCUCAUCCAGUUCUGCGGCCCUCGCCCCAGACGACUACCUCUCACUUCAGUUACCAUCUCUCCUGCCGAGUCCUCAGCCAUCUGAGGUCGCUAUGGCGACUGAGAAGGAAAAGUAUCCCAUGGCGUCGAUGGGCUUUCUGGAGGCAGCUGUUAAAAUAAGCCGCUCAUCUCCUGACAUCCCUGCUGAGGUACAGCUCUCAAUGAGGGAGCACUUUUUGCGCCGUACGCAGCGCAUGCAGAGACAGACCACCGAACCAGCAUCAUCCACCAGGCAUAGCUCCUUCAAACGUCACCUGAACCGUCAGAUGCAGGUAGGCAGUCUGGACCUGGGGAAUGACUAUGAUGUGGAUGAGCAGCCAACCAGCAUCGGCCGCAUCAAACCUGAACUCUACAAGCAGACGACGACAGAGAACGAAGAUUCAGGCAAUAGUCAAAGUGCCAAAAACUGUGGGAAGAUAAAUUUUUCUCUAUGCUAUGAUUAUGAGAAUGAGAUUUUACUCGUCAAGAUACUCAAGGCCUUUGAUCUACCAGCUAAGGAUCUUUGUGGCAGUUCUGACCCUUAUGUCAAGAUCUACCUGCUACCAGAUCGCAAGCAGAAGUUUCAGACACGAGUCCAUCGCAAAACGCUCAACCCAACAUUUGAUGAGUCCUUCCAGUUUCCUGUACCCUAUGAUGAGCUGCCUGUCAGGAAACUCCAUCUCAGCGUUUUUGACUUUGACCGGUUCUCAAGGCACGAUGUAAUUGGGGAGGUCACAUUGGACAAUCUGUUUGAAGUGUCUGAUCUCUCAAGGGAGACGUCCAUCUGGAAAGACAUUCAAUAUGCUACCUCUGACAGUGUGGACCUGGGAGAGAUCAUGUUCUCACUCUGCUAUCUGCCUACAGCAGGGAGAUUAACACUCACAGUCAUCAAGUGCAGGAACCUUAAGGCAAUGGACAUAACAGGAUACUCAGAUCCCUAUGUGAAAGUAUCUCUCAUUUGUGAUGGGAGACGUUUGAAAAAGAAGAAGACUACAACAAAGAAAAACACCUUGAAUCCCACCUAUAAUGAGGCCAUUAUCUUUGACAUCCCUCCUGAGAGCAUGGACCAAGUCAGCUUGCACAUCUCUGUCAUGGACUAUGACCUGGUGGGCCAUAAUGAGAUAAUUGGUGUGUGUCGUUUAGGUUGUGGUGCUGAAGGUUUAGGUAGGGACCACUGGAAUGAGACGCUCGCCUACCCCCGUAAGCCAAUUGCACACUGGCAUCCCCUGGUGGAAACCAAGAAAUCAGAAAAAGAGUGGAAGGCUAGAACGGCCAGUUUUGACAGUCAGGGGUCCUGUCCCUCCCCCAAACCCCCAGCCAGCCCUUGAUCAGAGCUAUAUAUAAGGCACCCCCCCUCUCUAACCAUUGUCACUCUGACAGUAGAAGGUAAAAAAAAUGACAAAGAGAGAGAUUAAGAGAAAUGUUCCCCAAGCCCUGCUAUUUCCACACAGAUGGUUUACAAACACUGAUCUAAGUUCAAACUCUGUUGUGUUUGCCCGAUGUUCCGUGUAUUCAAGCUGUUCCAGUACAUAUGAUCCUCAGUCAGUUCUUAGGGGUGUUGUGCAAACCUUUUCACCUAGAAUACUCUGCAAUGCCAAUUUUGUGUUACUAGAAUAGCUUGGUAUUGUUAGCAGAGAUGUUUCUUUCCCAUUUGACUUUUCCUCCAGACAAAAGCAUUUGAAAUCUGACCGUGGUGUUUUGCAUGCAGUGUGCGUGCACGUAGAACGUUGUGCACAGUACUGCUGUACUUUGUGGAAGGCUCUACUCAGAUCUUAGACUUUGAAAGCAGGAUCAGCCAUCUUGGGGGUUGGAUGGUUAAGAAUAUGUUCAGAAAGGACGAAGGUAAAUCAGAGACUGAGGGAAAGUACAAUGUUUUGUAUGAGUGAGAAAAGAGAACUGAAGAGUGAGAUGGAUUUGUUGUGUGCUACUAUGAACAAAUUAUUAUCUCUUGAAAAUCAGUAUGAAAACAAAACCUAUGUGAAGGUAUACUUAUAUCAAUAUAUAUCAGUUUAUAGAUGUUAUAUAAAUGUUAUAUGUGUACAAAAAGACUGUCUGAAUUUCUUCAGAGCACAACAAUCUUUGUCCUAUUCAUAGAUUUGCCAAAACAAAGACAGUUUACAUGUAAAAUAGUUCAUAUUUGCACACAAAAACACUUCAGAUGUAGCUGAAUACAUUUAUGUGAUUACAUUAAAAUUCAUGUGUGAGUACCGUGUGUACAAAUCUGGGCAUUUAAAGUAACAGUGUUUACAUGUGACACUGAAAUAUCCUUAGAUACCUGUCUUGGUUGAUGUGAGUUGUUCUUUUCACUUUUUUAUUAUUCAAAUACAUUUGAGGAGAUAAUUGAGGGUUUUAUUUAUAGCAUUGUAUUUAAUAGAUUCUAUUCCUCUUUGAACCCUCCAGCUGUUCUUACAGUAACAUCUUGUAAUCUUUUGAAAUGUAAUUUUACUGUAAGUUAUACUGGACUGACAUAGUUUUCUAUACUUUGAUGUAUUGUCCUGGGCAAUGUCUACAGUAAACAAUGUAUGCUCAAAUUUUGAAAUAGAGUACUAUUCAGGUCUGUAUGUCACGAGCAGGUUUGACAUAACGUAACAGGAACAAAUGUUUUAUUUAAAGAUUUGCAUUUGUUGCAUUUAACACCAAUUAUACUGUUAUGAUUAUGUCUUAAAAAGAUGGACAAUUGAAAGGAUAUGUAUGAGAUAGUGUGGUACCUAAUGUCUGUUACAUAUGGAAAUAUUUAUAUUAAUAAAAUAUAAAAUAUAAUUAUUAUAAUUUGAAUAUUAAUUUAUUAAUAUUUUAAUGUAUUAAUAAUUUUUAUAAUAAUUUACAAAGCAGUCAAAAUAGUAAUUCAUGUUACUUUUUAGACGUUUAUGUCAUAAAUCUAAGUCUUUCAUUUCAAUUUAGGGUUUUCCAUUAUUAUUUAUUUAUUUUUGUUUAUCUCUGUGGUUAAAAGUUAUCUUUGGUCUGAUUUACUCAAUCCUGGUUUCUGACCUAGUUAUUACAUUUACUUUCAUUCAUAACACAGUGAAAUUUAAAUCUAACAAACAGAGCUACUCUGGUUCACAUUGCUCAGUGCUAAAUUAAAGGGUAAGUUCACCAAAGUCUGUCAUAAUUUUCUUACCCUCAUGUCACUCCAAACAUGUAUGACUUUCUUCCUUCCAUGGAACAUAAGAAGAAAUUUCGAAAAAAAAAAAAAAAGAAAAGAAAAGAAAAAAAGUCAUACCACUUUGAAACAACAAUAAUGUAAGAAAAUGAUGACAGAAUUUUCAUUUUGGGUGAACUAUUCCUUUAACGUGCCUGUAGUUGCUAUAGUCCAAAAUUCUCCUCUCACUCAAAUUUACUUAAAAAUUGCUGCAAAAUGUUGGAAACAGAUAACAUAAAUGCACAAAAGUAGCAUUAGAUCAGAGCUUCCUUUCAAAGUUCUGGACAUCUUGACACUUUUAUGUUUUAAAUUAAAAAGAAAAUGAGAUAUAGUUUCCUUAUAGACAGACAAUUCAAAUGCAUGCAACAGCUGUUUCAAAGGCACAACCCCUGGUAGAGUGAACCUACUAUGCAGGAAGCUUGUUGUCAAUGCUGCCAAAACAUGCUGGGCAGUGGGCACAGCUCAAUAUUCCAGAGCAAUGACUUUUCACUUAUUUCCAGUUGGUGGUGUUAAAAUAUCUUGAAAUCCAUAUGGCACAUGGGGCACAUCCUCCAUCACCUUGUAGGGUAAUUGUUAAGCUUUAAGUAUUUCUAUAUAGUAAGAUUUCAUAUUUUAACAGAAUCUUUAAAAAUCCCAGUCAAUGUGGAGGAAAUGGUUGUACUAAAGUACAACUUUUUGGUUUUACCUGUUUUUACAAUAAUAAUAAUGUUGUAAAACUCAGUUAACUUAGAGUGUGUUUCUGUAGGUAUAUGUAAAAAAAUAAAGUUAAGAAAUACAAUCUGGUUAUUUACCUCACAACUGACUCUUGUGUGCUGUGUAUUAACAAAAUGUUUCUGCCCCCUUGUGAAUGAAACGACUUUCUAAUUUUGUAUUGAUCAUUUGUACUUACAAUAUAACUUGUAAUGUUUGAAACAGUUCUUGUAUUUU